This is a messenger RNA of Durusdinium trenchii, 1500 nucleotides long. The record is from the annotation of a GenBank genome assembly. NCBI's taxonomy places the organism in Eukaryota, Dinophyceae, Suessiales, Symbiodiniaceae.
AUGACCAUCCCCAAACAAAAGCUCUUCAUGGACCGAGUCCUCUUCGUUUUUGAGAUCACCAAGGCCAAAGCUGGAAAAGCUCAGGUGUUGAGACUGAGCUCGCAGCAGUGGAUGGCAGAAGCCGACGUGGCAUGCCUGGCAGGUGACAUUUUGGAACGAAUGGAGUCUCAUCGGAAUUCCGACAACAUCCUUUUGUUUCCGCCAGAUACUCUCAAGAUGGUGAAGCAGCGCUUCGUUGAGGGGGAUUUCCAUGAUGAGCUCAAGGCAUUGGUGGAAUGCCAGCAUCCUCACUUUCGACCAGCUGACACAGACAUGUGGGCUGACCACAUGCAGAAUCCCUCCAGCGCGGGCAAGAACAGUUUGGAGGCAGCUGAUGGGCAAAUCGAUAAGCUGGAGAUGGACAAGAACAAGGCCCACUUUGAGGCCGACGCUUUGUCUCUGGCUCGUGAUGCUGCGCAGUGCGCUGCACUGUUCCAGAAAACACAGCAAACCGAAAGAUCAAGGAGGUUGGCUAAGGUCAUGCACUUGAAGCAGGAGAACACGGUGGGUGCAUCUAUCGUGGCAAGCUACAUGGAGAAAUCUUGCAAGCACAUAGGCGGAGACCGACUUCUUCCUGCAGUGGAUCAGUUCAUCAGCAACUUGAAGAGAGACAAGGGCUGCCUCAUCAUUUGGGUGGACUACAUGAAGCACGGUCGCUUAAGUGUCGCAGACCUCAACAGCACCACGGAGCUUUUGCAAAAGGCAUUGAGAGUGGAGGAUAAGUUGGAUGCGCGCAUGAUGGUGGCAGAACCCAUCCACAUCAGGUGUGCUGUGCCGCCCACUAGCAAGAAGGUGGCCCUGGCAUUUCCUGCUUGGCUUGUGUUCCAACAUGGCACCGUGGAUAGCAACAUCUUUGCCAAGUCGUUGCUGCUGCAAGACAAGUCGAAUCGUGAGCUGCUGCCUUGGGUACCGGAGUCUCAAUAUGAAGUGCCACAAUCACGCGAGAGCUUGCCCCAUGCAAGCGAGGGACAAAGGGCGUUGAGCACGGUGCAGGAAACCGCCCAGCUCCUCACCGGCCCUUCCCUGCCUGAGACCAUGCUGGAGGCUUUGUUUUCCAACGCUGAAGUUGGCGAGGUGGUGGGCCUGAUCAAUCUCUCCCCUUACGACGCCUGGGUUGAAAAGACCUGUUUGCAGUACCACAUCCAAAAGGGUGGAAGGAAGCUUCGCAGUCUUACUUGUGCGACUGAUGUGGACUUGGUCGACUACAGUCAGAAGCUGUGUGCUAUGCUUCUCAUGGAGGUGGACCUCCAGAAGUUCACCUUCAAGUUGGCAUCUGUUGAGGAGGAUGGUUCCAAGAGGGGCUGGGAUCGCUACAAGAUUUCUUUGAGCAAUGAGGUGAGGAAGCGCCACUUGGAAGACCCUAUCCAUUCAGAGCAGUGGAAGAAUUUGCUGGUCGAUUUCGAUCGAAAGCUUCUUGUCUGGAGCUCUUCUUUCGGAGCUCUGUGUUCUUUUGACAAAUGA